AUGAUUCUUGGCAUCGAUGUCACGCAGCCGGGCAGUGCAUCCAUGAAAAAUGCACCGAGUAUUGCUGCUGUUGUUGGUAGUGUGAACGCAGAGUUUCUCAGUGGCCUGCCAGCUUCAGAGCAAACCCCGUCGCAGGAAAAGAUGCAAAUGAAAAGCAGUCCAUGGAACGAGUCUUUGAUCUAG
This is a messenger RNA of Exophiala aquamarina CBS 119918, 183 nucleotides long. RefSeq lists its product as uncharacterized. The coding region runs from base 1 to 183 and encodes 60 amino acids. Gene Ontology annotation, molecular function: nucleic acid binding. The transcript has a single exon. NCBI's taxonomy places the organism in Eukaryota, Fungi, Ascomycota, Eurotiomycetes, Chaetothyriales, Herpotrichiellaceae. The record is from RefSeq and is a predicted model, not a curated record.